Anopheles cruzii is the source of this 2805-nucleotide messenger RNA. It is a transcript of the gene Exd2, whose product is annotated as exonuclease 3'-5' domain-containing protein 2. The coding region runs from base 221 to 2662 and encodes 813 amino acids. Gene Ontology annotation, biological process: nucleobase-containing compound metabolic process. Gene Ontology annotation, molecular function: 3'-5' exonuclease activity; nucleic acid binding. The record is from RefSeq and is a predicted model, not a curated record. NCBI's taxonomy places the organism in Eukaryota, Metazoa, Arthropoda, Insecta, Diptera, Culicidae. Gene Ontology annotation, cellular component: nucleus; cytoplasm. The transcript is spliced from 6 exons.
CUAGACUUGUCUUUUUCUCUUCCCGUCGGUGCUUCUGUUCUGGCACGGAACGGAACACUCGUGCCUCUCGUGGCAACCGUCACGCCUCCGGUGCCAACAAUCGCGUUUCCGGUAAAGCAGGACAUUGGUACAGAGGGAACCCCGCCGCACAGUGGACCGCACGAAACGAAAGUUGGCUUCAUGUUGGGACAGUUGGCGGUCCGCUGACCGAUGCCCAUAAAUGUUGACCGAGCGUGAAAAGACCGUGGUCUCUACUGCUGUCCUCGCCGCAGUCGGUGUCGGUGUAAUCUACGUCCUGUCGCGCUACCGAAAAGGCAUCAUGAGCCGGCUGAAGGGACUGAACCAGCGAGAUCCGUUGCGCGGACAGCAGGUCCACAUCGUCAACACGGCCGACGACUGCCGAUUGAUCGUCAGUACGCUGCACAAACACUGUCAGGAGUACAACGUGCUAGGGUUCGACUGCGAGUGGGUGAACAAUCAGGGCAAGCGACGCCCGGUUGCUAUGCUGCAGCUGGCCUCGCACCGUGGGCUUUGUGCGCUGAUACGGCUUUGCGCGAUCAGCAAACUGCCCCAGGAGCUGUACGAUCUGCUGAACGACGACAACAUCGUCAAGGUCGGUGUGUCGCCGUACGACGAUGCGCGGUUGCUCCGCGAGGACUACAUGCUGAAGGUGGAGAGCACGUUGGAUUUGCGCUUCAUGGCCGAACGGGCCGGCCUGGAACCGUUCGGGAUUGCACGGUUGGCGAACGAGGUGCUCGGUUUGACGCUCGACAAACACUGGAAAAUUCGUUGCUCUGACUGGGAGGCACCCGAGCUGUCCGACCGGCAGAUUAAGUACGCCGCCAGCGAUGCCCACGUAGCGGUGGAAUUGUUCAAAAAGUUUGCCUACAAACUGGUGCCACACUACCCCUGGACGAGCCGUAAAGUGGUGCUGGGUCAGGUGCUGGAAGAGAUGGACUGCUUCAUGGAUCAGCCGUACAACAGCCGCAAAGCGAAGUCCAGUGGCGGCAGUUCGAAGAUGAAGGCAAAGAACUGUCUCAACCCACAACCUCAACAGAAAGCGGCCAAACGGAACUAUUCGACGCGAACGAAGCCACUCUACCACAACUGUCUGUUGGAGGCGCCGGACGGUGAGCUGCUGUGUACGUGCGACCGUCGCAAGGCGGAAUGGUACGUGCAGCGUGAGCUGGGUGACGUGAUGGGCUUCGACCCGUACACGGUCCGCCUGCGUUUCGAACCGUCGGGGCGCGCGGUGGACGAAGCCGGCAAGUACUACCAGCAGACGAAGGAGAACAUUUGCGUCGUAUGCGGUGCGGACGAGUGCUUCAAUCGGAAGAACAUUGUGCCGCGCGACUAUCGGAAACAUUUUCCAGUGAUAAUGAAGGAACACGUUUCGCACGAUGUGCUGCUUCUCUGUACCGAUUGCCACCAGCGCAGCAACAUCACCGACGAGCGAUUGCGGCAAGAGCUUGCGGAAGCGUGCGACGCCCCGCUUUCCGGGCAGAAGAACGGUUCCAAGGAGAUACGCCUCGAGUCGAUGGCCGAGAUUCGUAAGGCGGCCCGAGCCCUGCUGUACAGUGCGGCGCAGAUACCUCCCGAGAGGCGGCAGCACCUGGAGCAAAGGUUGCUGCAGUUGGUUAGCGAAAGUGCGGCACCGCAGGACGAUCCGUGGGGUGCGUUGCAGGCGACGGAGCUGACACCGGAAGUGUUGCAGUUUUACAGCAACAUCGACGUGUCGGUUCGCAACGAGCUGUACUGUGCGCACGGGGAGCGUGUGGUCGAGCACUUUAAGCAGCGGCUCGGUGGCUUGAGCCAGUUGGAGCGUAUGUGGCGCGAGCAUUUCCUGAAAACCAUGCGCCCCAAACAUCUGCCCGCCCUCUGGUCGGUGGAUCACAACUACAAGCGGUUGGAGAGUCGUGCCGGCGAAGGACGAGUCGAUGUGGAGGAUCUUGCAAUCGCCGGGAUCAGCCUGCUGUCGUCACCGUCGACCUCAACAACCCGAUCUCCUUCCAGUACUAACUCGAACACCUACGGCAGUCGCACGUUGAGCGACGUUCCGUCAACCCGCUUCUACUCAAACAGGGAACUACAGGCACGGGGGGCCAGCGCGAACGGUAGCACCGUGGCGAGCGUUUCACCCCAAACGACACAGUACAAAUCCUUCCAGCAAAGACACGGUUGGACGAAUGCUUCGGACGGUUCGUCGGCCGAUGGUUCGACGGUGUUCAAAUCCGUUCAUCAAUCAGCUUUCACCGAGCACGGCCAGUCCAGCACCCAGCCGCAGCAGCAGCAACAGGAUAGUGAGCUUUCGACGGAGCGCGACUUUGCCUCGCUGCAACUCACCUACGACAGUGACGACUCUAAUUCGACACUCUCGCAACCAUCUUCGACGCUGCUCAACUCCAACGGUACGUUCCCGGACGAUGAUGACGAGAUGUUCGCCGUGGAAGCGGUUCGUGCGGUAAAUCGCGCAAUCGAAUCGAAUGGAAGCAGGGUGCAUGAUGAGGACGACACAGACGAACGGAGUCUGAGUGCGGUGGACAGUUUGGUCACCGACAGCUCCUCCUCGUCUGGCACCGCCACCAGAGGCCAUCACCAACGGCGCAGCGACCCAUCGCAGGCUACACGUAACGGUACGUCAAACGCCACGGUGUCGUACUAAAACCCAGGAGUAGUAUCCCAUUCAGGAGUUGGUAGCAUCCUUGCGGCAGACAUUACUCGGUUAGUAUUCGGGCGUGUGAUGCAGCAAUGUCACGCCUCAUAGUCAAACGCGUACCCGACGCGUGACGAAACCGGUCAUCGCGG